CUUUCGACAGAUGCAACUGAAACGCUGUCAGUCGGUGUGUUUAUCUGAGCAGAUAUUAUCCAGUUGGAGGGUGUAACCACCAACUGGCAGCUACCAUUAGCAUGGUUUUUGCUGCUCUCCCUAGUUGAUUAACUGACGCAUGUCGAGCUAACGUUAACUUUAUCUGUUAAUGUCAUUAUCGUGGCACAGUUUGGUAGCCUAAUCAGCUCUUAGUUCAAUGUUCUGUGCUGCAAGUUUAGCUAACUGCUCUGAGGUUAGCUUACGAUUUUGUUGCUUUGCUACUAGCUAGGGGAGGCUAGUGAUGUCAACAAACAUGGCAACUUUCUCAGCUCAGAACUGGGACGGGCCUCUCUGUGGUCUGUCUGACUAAUGCACAGUUUGAGAGGAUGUUUGACUCCUCAGCUUACUCAAGCAAAGCGGGAUCGUGCACCUUCAGCCAUGCCUGUGACGUCUCAGCUGCUCAGGAGUCUGCCCCGUACAAAAGUGUUGGCCUCCGGUCUGCUGCCAUGCCAACAACACCAUUCCCAGUUAGCACCCACCAGUCAUCGACCCGCCUCAAGAUGGCCCCCUCACACAUGGCAGAGCCACCAACACUCAAGAAGUUACCAGACAACCUCAGCGCUCCGCAGCUACAUCCUCACACCACCACAGGUCAACUCUAUUCUGAAAGCCAACGAGUACAGCUUCAAGGUGCCAGAAUUUGAUGGGAAGAAUGUGUCCUCGGUGAUGGGUUUCGAGAGUAACCAGCUGCCAGCAAACGCUCCGAUAGAAGAUCGUCGAAGUGCAGCCACCUGCCUGCAGACACGAGGAAUGCUGCUGGGUGUGUUUGAUGGCCAUGCUGGCUGCGCCUGUGCACAGGCGCUGAGUGAGAGGUUGUUUUAUUACAUAGCAGUGUCUCUGCUGCCCCACAACACACUGUGUGAGCUGGAGGCAGCAGUGGAAUCCGGCAGGCCCCUCAGUCCCAUCCUGCAGUGGCACAAACACCCCAACGACUACUUCAGCAGGGAGGCCCAGACUCUCUACUUCAACAGCCUCCGAACCUACUGGCAGGAGUUAAUAGAUCUCACCAGCCCAGGCGAAGUCCCAGACACCCGCGAGGCGCUGAUGAACGCCUUCAAGAGGCUGGACAACGACAUCUCACUGGAGGCUCAGGUUGGAGACCCAAAUGCUUUCCUGCACUACUGGGUCCUGAGAGUGGCCUUCUCUGGAGCUACAGCCUGCGUGGCUCACAUCGAUGGCUCAGACCUGUUUAUAGCCAAUGCAGGAGACGCUCGGGCAGUGUUGGGGGUGCAGGAGGAGGACGGUUCAUUCACUGCUCACACUCUCUCUAAUGACCACAGCGCCCAGAACGAUGACGAGAUGGCUCGGAUACGAGGCGAACACCCUCCAUCAGAGAGGAAGACGGUUAUACGACAGGACCGGCUGCUGGGCCUCCUCAUGCCGUUCCGUGCAUUUGGAGAUGUGAAGUUCAAGUGGAGUAUUGAACUGCAGAAGUGUGUGUUGGAGUCCGGACCCGAUCAGCUCCAUGAAAACGAGCACACCAAGUUCAUCCCUCCAAACUACCACACGCCCCCCUACCUGACCGCAGAGCCCGAGAUCACGUACCACAAGCUGCGGCCACAAGAUCGCUUUCUGGUUAUUGGCUCUGACGGUCUCUGGGAGACCCUCCACAGACAGGAAGUGGUUCGUAUUGUCGGGGAGUAUUUGACAGGCGUGCACCAGCGUCAGCCACUCAAAGUCGGAGGCUACAAGGUCACCCUGGGACAGAUGCAAGGGCUGCUCGAGGAGAGAAAGGCUCGUGUGUCAUCAGCUUUUGAGGAUCAGAACUCAGCGACCCACCUGAUGCGCCACGCGGUGGGAAACAAUGAGUUUGGCACGGUCGACCACGAGAGGCUUUCAAAAAUGCUGUCGCUGCCCGAAGAGCUGGCUCGCAUGUACCGCGAUGACAUCACCAUUAUCAUCUCUCAGUUCAACCCUCAUGUGAUCGGAGCACAGAGACAAGAAGGGCAGUCCUGAGCCGUACAACAAGGCAAUCAGUGGUGUUGUACUGAGGAGUACACGCACUAACUGUGCACCUCAGAUCUACACACAAGCACACUCUGUGGACAAACAGGCCAUAUUAUGAAAAUAUCUGUCCAGCAGUCAGAAAAAAAUGUUUUAACUCUAUUUAUGUAAAGAGUUUGUACGUUUGUAUGCAGUGCAGAUUAUCCGGUUCCCUAUGAAGUUCAAAGAUCUUCACUGGAUCGAAGCCUCUUAUAUAACUUUAUUUAUGCUGCAAUCAUCCUCUGGCGACUGUUUCAUACACACUUCUUUUCUGCGUGGCUGAGACGCUGUUACAAACUUACUUUUGUGCCAAAAAUUCAACCCCCUCGUCUGCUGAAGGACUCAGCGGGGAUGAAUUCAUAGAGAUUCCAAAGAGGGUGAAGGUCGGGACUUUACAAGUAAAGAGUUGCUGCAGCACUGACUCGACCUGCUUCUCUGAUAUGGACUCUAACUGGGCUGUACCGUUAUAACACCAACUCUCUCUUCCUCUGCCGUCUGGGUUGGUUAUUGGCAUCCCAGGUACAGUCUUUCUCACUUUUUAGGCUCUUCCUGCAUCUGUUACGACAGAGGACUGUUGCAUCUGUUUGUUUUUACACCUUUGUGUUCUAAGCGCUGUCCAAACAUUCACAUUUCCUUCAGUGUUUCUGUGAUAUUUGAAUGAUGAUGUUUGCUCCAGCACACUGGAUUUCAAGUAAACCCAGCUGCCCUCUAGUGGAGAUAUCAUCCAUGCCAAGGUAAAGGACGCAUGGAAGUAUGUGAGCAGUUACAGUUACAUCGUUUGAAAUGGACAUAUCUUUUUUGUAUGUAAAGGUAGUAUAAAUGAGGCUUACAUUCGACACACUGGUGCUGUAAGUGCUCACUUUGAGCUUUCAAUUGUUUACGUCCAUACUGGGUGACGAGAUCAGACUGUAGAAUUAAAGUUGAAAGUAAACACUCAUAGUGUAGUGGUUAUCAUCCUUUGUGGUGCCCAAUAAUGAGUCCCGAUAUACAUUUCAGGGUUACAAGACAACUAUAGGGAAGAGAGAGAAUUUUUUAAUCUAUUGCAAUUAAAUCUAAAAGCUCUCAAAUUGAACAAUUUUAAUACUGAAAUAGACAUUUCUUUAGUUUAAAGGGCCACAAGUCAAAAAGGUUUUAUUUCAAAUCUAAUAUGCAGGAGCACAGAGCAAAACAAAUAUUUACAGACUGCACAGUAACAGGUUUGCACCACUACUUUAACAGUAAUAAUUAAGUGAAUUAAUCUCCAUAUAUAAAACAGCACCACUUUGGCUAGAGUGGCAGAAGUAGAUUCAGAGUCAGUGUGUCUCUGAAUGAAAUGAAAGUUUGUAGUUCUUUUCCUUCCAAGCUGUGUGGGGCUAAAAGGGACUCUUGUUACCGGUUCAUCUUGCUUUAUGUUGUUUUGUUCUGAAAGGUCAUUAGCAGUUUGCGUAACAGGUUGUGACAGUUUGGGUUUUUAUUCCUCCUGGUGAAAGCAGAAGUACUCUCCUAAUACUCUCCAGGUAAACACUAAUACCAGGGAUGUAGCUGUGUGUUCAGGUGUAUUUCAGCCCAAAUGAAUGAGCAGAAUGUAAAUUUGAAAGAAGUUGUUUGAAUAUUAUAGAUUAUUUAUUCAGCUUUUGCAGUAUGUUACACGUCUUUAUCUGCGUAUGUAUAAAUUGUAACUUAUGUGGGUUAAGUUUUAUAUAUGGAAUGGUUUAAUAAAACACUGAAUUCACA
Centropristis striata (black sea bass) is the source of this 3756-nucleotide messenger RNA. It is a transcript of the gene pdp1, whose product is annotated as pyruvate dehydrogenase phosphatase catalytic subunit 1. The transcript has 9 exons. NCBI's taxonomy places the organism in Eukaryota, Metazoa, Chordata, Actinopteri, Perciformes, Serranidae. Gene Ontology annotation, molecular function: protein serine/threonine phosphatase activity; cation binding. Gene Ontology annotation, biological process: protein dephosphorylation. The record is from RefSeq and is a predicted model, not a curated record. The coding region runs from base 370 to 2016 and encodes 548 amino acids.